Messenger RNA from Helicoverpa armigera (cotton bollworm), 982 nucleotides. RefSeq names its product brachyurin-like. The record is from RefSeq and is a predicted model, not a curated record. The transcript has 5 exons. Lineage: Eukaryota; Metazoa; Arthropoda; Insecta; Lepidoptera; Noctuidae. The coding region runs from base 15 to 914 and encodes 299 amino acids. Gene Ontology annotation, molecular function: serine-type endopeptidase activity. Gene Ontology annotation, biological process: proteolysis.
UCACACCUAGCAAUAUGAAGUUCUUAGCUGUGACAUUACUGUCUUUGGCAGCGGUUGUUUCCGCAAGAAACGUUGAUGUUCAAAAUGUGAUUGACCUCGAGGACCUGACAGCAUAUGGUUACCUAGCCAAAAUAGGUGCCCCUUUGGCUGAAAAGAUUCGCAUAGCCGAGGAAGAAGCCAGCCGCAAUCCAUCCAGAAUAACUGGUGGCUCUGCAGCAAGUCUUGGACAAUUCCCUUAUCAGGCUGCUCUAUUGGCUGAUUUCGACGAUGGCAGAGGUGUUUGCGGUGGUUCUUUACUCAACUCACGAAGAGUGCUGACGGCUGCUCACUGCUGGUACGACGGUGAAGAUCAAGCUUGGCGGCUUACGGUUGUUCUAGGAUCAAUUCGUUUGUUCUCUGGUGGAGUGAGGCUGGUUACCUCCAACGUUGUGAUGCAUGAAAACUGGAACCCUAGACUUAUUCGGAAUGACGUCGCAAUUAUUAACUUGCCAUCUGCAGUUGCAAGUUCAAACAACAUCGCCCCCAUCGCUCUUCCCUCUGGCAACGAGCUGAACGACCAGUUUGUUGGUGCAAUCGCUACUGCAUCUGGUUUUGGGCGAACUGGUGAUGGUCCAUCUGGCAGCAUUGGUCCAAACCACUUCUUAAGCCAUGUGGACGUACCUGUGAUCUCAAACAGCUUGUGUCGGAUAUCCUUCGGAUCUGCUGUUCAAUCAUCAAACAUUUGCACCAGCGGUGCUGGCGGAAAAAAUAUCUGCAGUGGUGAUUCUGGUGGUCCUCUCGUUGUCAACAGAAAUAACAGGCGAAUCCUGAUCGGUGUAACCUCUUACGGAUCUUAUCGCGGCUGUCAAGUCGGCGCGCCGGCUGGUUAUGCUAGAGUCACCUCUUUCAUAAACUGGAUCAACCAACGCCUUUAAGUUCCUUGAUUAAAUCUACAACUGCUAUGAAUACCUAACUGAUUGAUAAUACAUGUUUAAUAAAACAA